AGAAGGAAUGCGGAAGCCAAAUGAAUGGGGGAGUUAACAACGGCGUUAUUUCCUGGUUCUUCUAAUGUGGCAGUUUGGCAUUCCCACGUGAAUGUUUGACUCCGAACUACUAUUACUCAGCAAGCCAGACGGUUAAGACUCGAAGUUCUUGCCGCACAAACCGUGUGCCGUGACCGGGAAGAGGCUAUCAAUAUGUCCGUUAAUGGAAGUUCGCCGGUCGCCCUGCUGUCCUACGAGACUCUGGUUCACGCUGUGGCAGGUGCAAUGGGCAGCGUGACAGCAAUGACCACCUUUUUCCCUUUGGACACAGCGAAAAGUAGACUGCAGGUUGAUGAGAAUAGAAAGUCCAAAUCCACACCGGUCAUCCUAGCCGAGAUAGCACAGGAAGAAGGCAUGCUGGCUUUGUACAGAGGCUGGUUCCCAGUCAUCUCCAGCCUCUGCUGCUCCAACUUUGUCUACUUCUACACCUUCAACACACUGAAAAGGCUGACGGUCACAGGGCCGCAGCAGUCGAGACUGGGCAAAGACCUGCUCAUGGGCAUCAUAUCAGGCGCGGUGAAUGUGGUACUAACAACGCCCAUGUGGGUGGUCAACACUCGUCUGAAGCUCCAGGGGGCCAAAUUCAGAAAUGAGGACCUUCAUCAGACACACUACAAGGGCAUUUUUGAUGCGUUCUCCCAGAUUAUAGCGAACGAAGGGGUGGCGACGCUGUGGAACGGCAUGCUGCCCUCGCUCAUCCUCGUCUUAAACCCAGCUGUGCAGUUCAUGUUCUAUGAGUCCAUGAAGAGGGGGGCAGGAAAAGGUGGCAGGAAGAUAUCAUCUGCAGAGAUCUUCCUCAUCGGAGCUGUUGCCAAAGCCAUCGCAACCACCGCCACGUAUCCACUGCAGACAGUUCAAGCCAUACUCAGGUUUGGCCAGUACAAAGGUGAUGGCAAGGGCAGCCUGAUGGGAAGCCUGGCAAGUAUUUUCUCCUUGCUGAUGGAACGAAUUCAGAAGCACGGCGUUCUGGGGCUGUACAAAGGCCUGGAGGCCAAGCUGCUUCAGACAGUGCUAACAGCCGCCCUCAUGUUCGUCGUGUACGAGAAGAUCACCGCCGCCACCUUCAAGCUCAUGGGCCUGCAUAGGAAGCUGAAGCAAUGAGUAGGUAGUCACUUGCAGUACAAAUCCCGCCGUGCCAGGUGUGGAUGCACUGAAAAGUGGGACUGACACAGCUUCCAAGUCUCUGCUCAAUGAUGCACAUUAACCAGAAGGGGGUGGAGUACAUUAAACAGAUCAAGUUUGGUUACCACAGUCAACCAGCUCACGAGAUUUAAAUAACUAACAACAAUUUACCUCAAAAAGGGCCUCUACCGAACCAGUUCUUAUCCAGUUUUGAAUUUCAGGGGAUGCCGAAGAUCACUAUUCGUCUUAAUAGGAUUUGGAAGUUGAAAAUGUGAUUUUUAAUUUAACCAAAGUUGUGUGUGACUCUGAAUUAAUGACCAAAGGGGAAAAAAAUAUGUUAACUGCUGUUUAGACAGCUUUAUUGACACAGUGGCAUUUUAUAUCAACAGUCCUCAUGAACAUUGCUGCCAGUGAUUGUCACUGGAACUGACGCAGGUGGUAAAACGCAAAGACCAGUAAAAUGCAGUUUCAUCAUAUAUUUUUUUUAAAAAGCCUGUCGCUCCAACACGUCCCCUAGUGAAGAGAAAGGAUCUGGAAAAAGGACGUAUGCUUGUCCAACACAGCUUUUACAAUGUUCUUGAAUCAUUCCUAUCUAGAAAUGACCCAUUGAACCGGGUCAUCGGUUGCAAGAAGAAAAACACACAUUAUUCAUACAACAUUAUGUGAAAGAGAGUCCAAUGUGCCGCCUUGGUUCGAUUGUGAAUGUCAUUGCCAAGUGUUAACCUCUUCAAAAGCACACCAUUGCUGUUGGUGGCAUGAACAAGUGCCUGUGGUGCAGAAAGUGAGCCGGACACAAUUAAUUUGUCGAAAGUCAGACAUGACGCAGGCUCAUAUCAAUUGGGUGCUAUGGUUACCUGAAAAUAACUCAUCAUGCAACUAUUACAUGAAGCCAUUUUCACUUGUUUGGUAAUAUUUGAAAGUAUCCUGUAUAUUGCCUUAAAUUAAUUAUCUUACCAAAUCACUUUGUACUGUUGUAGUAAUACAAGGUUUAAUAAUAAUAAAUAAAUAAAAAUCUUACACAAUUC
Messenger RNA from Hippocampus zosterae (dwarf seahorse), 2186 nucleotides. It is a transcript of the gene slc25a17l, whose product is annotated as peroxisomal membrane protein PMP34. Gene Ontology annotation, molecular function: FAD transmembrane transporter activity; AMP transmembrane transporter activity; NAD transmembrane transporter activity. The record is from RefSeq and is a predicted model, not a curated record. Lineage: Eukaryota; Metazoa; Chordata; Actinopteri; Syngnathiformes; Syngnathidae. Gene Ontology annotation, biological process: mitochondrial ADP transmembrane transport; mitochondrial ATP transmembrane transport. The coding region runs from base 193 to 1140 and encodes 315 amino acids. The transcript has 9 exons. Gene Ontology annotation, cellular component: peroxisomal membrane; mitochondrial inner membrane.